AUGACACACAAAGGCACCAUCAAGUCGUUCGACCACUCUGCCAAGUCUGGCUACAUCGUCUCAGCGAGCAGAAGAUGCAGCUUGGUGUUCAACGUCGCAGAUAUCAAGGGCGACAAGGCUUGGGUAGAGCAAGGAAUGACAGUCUUCUUUGAUGUGGUUGGCUUUGCGGCGAAGAAUAUUCGGCAAGAUCUGAUCUCUUAUGCUCUGGAAGAUGGGCCUGAGCCGGUGGCAGUUGGGACGGAGCCACACGAGGUUCUUGCAUCGUGA
Molecule: messenger RNA, 267 nt
Organism: Zasmidium cellare ATCC 36951
Lineage: Eukaryota; Fungi; Ascomycota; Dothideomycetes; Mycosphaerellales; Mycosphaerellaceae
Exons: 2
Coding region: 1-267 (88 amino acids)
Source: RefSeq, a predicted model, not a curated record